Molecule: messenger RNA, 969 nt
Organism: Telopea speciosissima
Lineage: Eukaryota; Viridiplantae; Streptophyta; Magnoliopsida; Proteales; Proteaceae
Product: N-(5'-phosphoribosyl)anthranilate isomerase 1, chloroplastic-like
Exons: 7
Coding region: 80-919 (279 amino acids)
Biological process (GO): L-tryptophan biosynthetic process
Molecular function (GO): phosphoribosylanthranilate isomerase activity
Source: RefSeq, a predicted model, not a curated record
GGUAUUAGUAUAGCGUCUGAAGUCUCGUAUUUGAUCGAGGAAAUCUUCUCGGUGUCCAAAGGAGAAUAUUUUGGACACAAUGACCCCCACAGGACUAACACUGAAUACUCAUCUUCAACCCAAUGCCAUGAAUUCUUGUACAAUGCAAAAAAAGCCAGGUGUUUUUAGGUUUCAGGCACAGCACCUGUACUUGUCAAGAUAUAGAUGCCGCUUGAAUGCAAUGAGAACGAGUAUAUCAUCUCAGUUUGCUGAAGUUUUACAUCCUCAAGAGGACCACAACACUCAUCCUUUAGUUAAGAUGUGUGGAAUUACAUCAGCUAGAGAUGCUGCAAUGGCUGCGGAAGCUGGUGCUCGUUUGAUUGGGAUGAUUCUUUGGCCCAACUCAAAACGUUCUGUCUCACUUUCGGUUGCAAGAGAAAUAUCGAAAGUAGCUAGAGAUUAUGGAGCGGAACCCGUCGGGGUAUUUGUAGAUGAUGAUGCAGCUACAAUAUUAAGAGCUUCUGAUGCAUCCGACAUUGAGCUUGUGCAGCUUCACGGAGAUGGUUCUCGAGCUGCUUAUCAAGUUCUACUGCAACAACAUCGUAUAAUCUAUGUCCUUCAUGCCAAUGAAUAUGGUGCUCUUCUAAAUCAAAUUUCUGAUGAAGAAUGUUCCUGGGCUGAUUGGAUUCUUGUGGAUAGCGCAAAGGGUGGAAGUGGUCAAGGAUUCAACUGGGCAAAGUUUAAGUUACCAUCUAUCAAAAGCAAACAUGGAUGGCUUUUAGCAGGAGGGAUCAACCCUGAUAAUGUUCAUGAAGCUCUUUCUACUCUUAGACCUGAUGGUAUUGAUGUGAGCAGUGGUAUCUGUGCUUCUGAUGGUGUUCAGAAGGACUUGUCUCGAAUAUCUUCUUUCAUGACUGCAGUGAAUUCUGUGCAUUAUUGAUCAUAAAACAAACAAACAAAACAAUUAGCCUUAUCCCAAUUAGAUAGGGU